This is a messenger RNA of Clunio marinus, 3321 nucleotides long. The record is from the annotation of a GenBank genome assembly. NCBI's taxonomy places the organism in Eukaryota, Metazoa, Arthropoda, Insecta, Diptera, Chironomidae.
AUGUUUAUUCGUUCACAAUUGAAUCCAAUGGCUUACGUCAACGCUGUUAAUAGUGGAAAGAAAAACGUUGAACAGAUUUUGUUAUCGCCUGAAUCUAAGCUGCAACUGGUUCCUCUCGGCCCUAAAUUAAUCAAGCAAACUGUCAACAAACAUAAGACCGUCGAUACUGAAGACACUGAAUUGAAAUACAUCCGGCAGGCUGAUGGAACGUUGGUAACUGAGAAGAAGAAAACAACGGAGCAUGAAGAUAUUUUAGACAAAGAUUUACCACCAGACGAUGAUAAUCAAUCAAGUGGCAGCCAAGAGAAAAUAUUAAAGCAUAAAGAAUCAUCACAGCACUUCAAGAAGCAACGUGACGAGCAAGAAGUUGAAUAUGUGUCUGAUGGUAAAGUCAUAGCCAAAGAGAUGAGAUACGCAACGGAAAAUCAAUUCAUGGAACGUGACGGUUCCAAAGAAGAAGAAACUGAUUGGGAUAGUUUGUCAGAUCGUGUGAAAAAAAGUCGUCGACAAUUGCAGAAAACUUUAUUGCAAAAGCAACGUGAAUCGAAUGCCAUCAAUGAACGUAAAGAUGCGUUAACAAAUCGACCUCUGGAUUUUGAUCGCGAAGAAGAAACACGUCGCAAGGAAACUUACAAAUGGUUAGACAGUCACUUUGGAAGUGAAUCGACAUCGAAAGAUUCCAGAGAUGAAUCUAUAUCCGACAUUGUGGUGGAACCAACGAAGAAAUCUUACUUUAACGUCACAAUCAAGUCAAAUAAUCACCACAAUGUGACACACACAAGCAGCAGCAGUAGCUUAAAUAACAACAUCAACAGCAAUAAUAAUAAUCAAAAUAAUAAAAUCACCAGCAUCGCUCAUCGUCAAACGAACAGCACCACGAAAUUAUCAACAGACAAUGAUGUCUUUACUAACAAGCUAUCAGCACCAUCGAAAGUUUACGUCCCAGAACGUGAACCAGCACCAACGAAGCAGAAAUAUUUUCAAGGUGUCAGUGAUUGGUCUGAACGGAAGGAAUCACCGCCACGACCACUUCGAGCUAAUCCAUUAAGCUCAAAAGCUUUCCAAGAAGAAUUAAGCAACACAAUAGAACGGAAACAGAGAUCGAUGAAACUUCAGGGAUCACAAAAUGAUAUUCGAUUGAGUGGAAAGAAGUUUGAAGAGUUCAAGCCAACAAAUGGUCGUCAAAUGUCAUCUCGUGAUGAUGUGCAGAGAUUGCAGAAGGAAGAUUUGGGUUAUUUGAGUGGAUCCCGGACUGAUUUGCGAGUGCCACGUAAGUAUUCCAACGAUGAUUAUGCCGUGCCAAUAAAGAAGAAGACAAAUGGACUGUUGCAUCGUGAAGAUUCAGGAUUUCGUGACUCGAAAGAAGACGUUCGUUCACCGCCACAACGUGAAGAUUCAUUUGGUCAUGAUGAUGUAAAGCAGACAUCGAUUCAACGUGAUGAUUCUGCUUAUGUUUCAUCAUCAACUUAUUUCACGACGCCACGUUCUCCACGUCGUCCCAGGUCGCCUGUCAUUAAGACUCCCGACAGCGGCAUACGAUCACCAGACAAUGAUUUCGAAUCUGAUGAAAUUCAUCAGCCUCCAGCUGUUCCACAACGAAAGAAAGCCAUCGAGCGAAAAAUUCGAGUGCCAACGAAAAACGAAGAUUACGCAAAUUAUCCAGCAAAGCCCAGACGUGAUCCUCCGAUCGAUUAUUCGCCCCCACCACCACGAAGUCGUUCGGUUUCACCUUUGCCACCAAUUCAUCAUGUUUACAGUGACCGUAAAUCUUAUCAGAAAACACGCUUCAGUUCACCACCAUCAACGCCAACAGUUCCGCGUGCAACUCAAACUUCGCCGCCUAAGAAGAAGACUGUCGGUAAUGCUAUCGGAAAUUCACUGAGAAAGCUUGUCGGUAAAAUUCGUUCCGUUAGUGCAGAACGUAAAUUGAAGGCGAAACCAUCAUCCGGAAUAUCUUCCAAGCAGUCGCCUUCACCACUUCCGAUGACACGUCAUAGAUCAGUUUCCCAUUUGCCAUCGACGUCAUCUUAUCAAAGAAACGAUUACGUCAUUGAUGGACACAUCACUGGCAACAAUUAUAAAAAUCGUCCACAGUCAACAUCAACACAAGCAUCAACAACACACAUCAGACGUGAACGAACGCUCGACCAUAUCGAACGCAGUGGUUCAUCAACAACCGAUAACGAGAUGCCGAUAAAUGAACGUACGGUGACAACACAUCAUCAGAAGAAGACGAUGAUAACUAGUCCGAAGCAACGCUAUUACUUGGGUGAAAAUCCCUACGGUGGAUCAAUUUUCGGGAAGGAAAAUAAAUAUCAAAACGGUGUACCGCGCGAUAGUGAAAUUGUGAAACAUAAAAAUUAUUACAACAGCUCUCAAGUUCAUCCACCGGCAAGGCGAUUACGCUCAGAAGAGCCAACAUUUGGAUCUAACGUUAACAGCUUGGGACGAUUCAGCAAAAGCACAAAUCGCCUUACAACGAACGGCACAUCAACACAAACCAAAAAUGGUUUCUCAUCGUCAGCCGCUCUAAAUGAAUCAAACGAAAACUAUCGUAACUCACAAACAUUGCCGCGUAAACUUGAUCAUCAUAAGCAGAAGCCAAUAUCUCAGUCGACGAUCAACGUUUCGAUUGUAAACAACGUUAAAAAUCACCCAGUUCAGAACACGGGACCAGCGAAACCAGCUCGAACAUAUAAAGCGCUUCAACGCAGUAAAAGCUUCAACGUACAUGGAAUGAAUGGAACGAACGAUCCAUCACCAAUCUAUAUGGAGAAACUGACGAACAACAACUACAAAAAUUACUCGAAUGGACACCAUAAGGAGCCCGAUUCUCGUACAUUGCAUGGCGAAGAAGAAAUGACCCAGAAAAACAUAAAAUUUACUGAACGUGAGUCGUCUGGAUCGAAAGGUUCGUCAAGGUCGUCGCCAAUUGUUGGUAAAGAUUCGCCGAUUGGAAUAUUAAGACGUGGUUCGAAUUCAACUGAUAACGACAACUAUUCGGAAACUUACAAAUAUCAGACAAAGUCAAAUGAUCCUUUGAAUCCAACUGUUACCGACACUGUUGAAACAUUCUCGAAGAAAGUUAUUCCAACAGAGAUUGAUCCCCGUACGAAGAAAGAAACGACAAUCGAACGACACGAGAUCAAAAAGGUCACGACAAGUCGUAACUUUGGGACGCCAUCACCAACUCAUGUUCCAAGCUUGAAGUAUUAUGAUGUGAAUCACAAUAAGAAUGGUAACGGUGGAGUUGAUGAGACAAUUGGAGUCGUGGAUCCCACAUUAAGAGAGAUUUGGGAUGAACAUUUGGUUAGAUUUUAA